GUGGGUGGUGGGGCACGAGACUUGGCCUUUACCAAAGAGAAGAAAACCUUCAGCUGCUCUUCCAUUCCCACUAUUUUCACGGCGACCAUGCGAGAACUUGGAAGCUUGCUUAACAGAGGAGUUCCCUUUGCUAUCGCAUCAGGCACCCUCCAACAACAUCAAAGAAGAGAAGGCUCUUUUCUUUUGGAGGAGAAAUGGAACAAGAUGACUAUCUGGAGAUAGGAGAGCAAGCGCCUUUGAUUGCUAAGAGUUGUUCAUCGGGCCAUUGCAAUGAUACUACUUUGAAGGAAGAACAUGAUGAACCUCUAUUUCCAUAUAGAUACAACAUUAAUAAAGCUCCGACAAUUAUUUUGGGAUUUGAAUGCUUGGAGAGCACUGCUUAUUAUGGAAUCGCAACAAACAUGGUUGUAUAUCUUGGCACCGUCCUAAAUGGCAGUAAUGCUUCAAAUGCAUCAAAUGUUGCAAUUUGGGGAGGUACAUGCUAUUUCACACCGCUGAUUGGAGCUGUACUAACUGAUAGUUUCUUGGGAAAUUACAAGACAAUUUUGAUCUCUCUUCUAAUCUAUCUCCUAGGGGUGACGAUGAUUACCUUGUCUUCUUUAACUCCAUCACUGAAGGUACCUUCAUGUGAAGAAGGUUCAUGUCAUUCAGCAAAUGGAGGUCAGACUCUUGCAUUUUUCUCUGGAUUGUAUCUUGUUGCAUUUGGCAGUGGAGGUGUCAAGGCUGCUCUGCUUCCCUUCGGCGCAGAUCAAUUCAGUGAUGACAACAUCGAAGAAAGACAAAGGAAAAGUUCUUUCUUUAGUUUGUUUUAUGUUUGCUUGAAUAUUGGUGGUCUAUUUUCAAGCACUGUGAUAGUGUGGAUACAGGAAAAUUUAAGCUGGGCACUUGGCUUUGGUAUCACCGCAGUGUGCAUAGCUAUAGCUUUAGUUGGGUUUUUGUUAGGAACACCGGCAUAUCAUUUGCGAGCGCCAAGUGGGACGAGUUCAUUGAAGAGUGUUCUUCAGGUUGUGAUUGCUGCAUUCAGUAAGAUUCGGUUGGAAGCUCCUCUUGAUAGCAGGCUCUUAUACGAGGUGGAUGAUACAACCGCACAGAAUUUCGGACGCCAAAGACUAGCACAUUCUGAAGAAUUCCGAUUUCUAGAUAAGGCGGCUAUAGUCACAGACUUUGACCGAAAGGGCACAAAUCUUUGCAAUUCUUGGAGGCUUUGUACAAUAACUCGAGUCGAAGAGGCAAAGAUACUCGUUCGUUUGCUGCCAAUAUGGAUAGCUGGUGUCAUCUUUUCAGCUGCAUAUUGUCAAAUGGCAACUACUUUUAUCCAGCAAGGGAGCGCAAUGAACACAAAGAUCAAAUCCUUCUCGGUUCCUCCUGCUUCUCUGUCUUCCUUUGAGGUUGUCAGUGUUAUGGCCUGGGUCCUGGCUUACAACAAAAUCAUAGCUCCGGCGGCAAGAAGAAUUUACAAUAAUGAAAUGGGAUUUUCUCAGCUACAGAGGAUCGGGAUCGGUCAAUUUAUGAUGACCUUGGCAAUGGCAACAGCUGCAUUUACAGAGUCCCGAAGAUUACACAGCGCCGAGGCUGGUGCAGAAUUAACAAUCGCUUGGCAACUGCCCCAGUACUUCAUCGUGGCCGGCUCCGAGGCCUUCUGCUUCAUCGCACAGCAUGAAUUCUUCUACAGCCAGGCACCUGAGACGAUGAAGAGCAUGUGCACAGCUAUCUCAUUGCUCGCCAUCUCGCUGGGAAGUUACUUGAGUUCUCUUAUUUUGACACUCGUGGUUCGAUUCACGGCGAAUGGAGGAAGUCCAGGGUGGAUACCAGAUGAUCUGAACAAAGGCCACUUAGAUUAUUACUUCCUGUUGCUAACAAGCAUCUGUACAUUGAAUCUCACAGCUUAUGUUUUCACGUCGAGGAAUUACAGGCCGAAGCAGGUCGUGCGGCACACACUUUGACAUUUGAGUUCUUUCCUGUGACUAUCACAAAGAUCUUUUAAAUGCCACAAUUAUAAUUUUAGACGAA
This is a messenger RNA of Zingiber officinale, 2010 nucleotides long. Its product is annotated as protein NRT1/ PTR FAMILY 8.3-like. Gene Ontology annotation, cellular component: membrane. The record is from RefSeq and is a predicted model, not a curated record. The coding region runs from base 195 to 1943 and encodes 582 amino acids. NCBI's taxonomy places the organism in Eukaryota, Viridiplantae, Streptophyta, Magnoliopsida, Zingiberales, Zingiberaceae. Gene Ontology annotation, molecular function: transmembrane transporter activity. Gene Ontology annotation, biological process: transmembrane transport. The transcript has 6 exons.